Temnothorax curvispinosus is the source of this 4356-nucleotide messenger RNA. It is a transcript of the gene whd, whose product is annotated as carnitine O-palmitoyltransferase 1, muscle isoform. Lineage: Eukaryota; Metazoa; Arthropoda; Insecta; Hymenoptera; Formicidae. Gene Ontology annotation, molecular function: carnitine O-palmitoyltransferase activity. Bases 312 to 2636 code for a protein of 774 amino acids. Gene Ontology annotation, cellular component: mitochondrion. Gene Ontology annotation, biological process: fatty acid metabolic process; carnitine metabolic process. The record is from RefSeq and is a predicted model, not a curated record. The transcript has 15 exons.
UCCGGUUUGCGUUUGCGUGUGCGUCUUCCCUCAGUCCACAGCAGCGUUCCGACUUGUCAGGUUGUGUUUUUCGUCGCAACCGGUGCUACGCGGCGGAACGACGAUCCGACCACAGUACACCGCGUAACGGGAAGUGCGUCUCGCCAGACCCGACGUGUCUCGGUCCGGCGGUUCCAUCGCGUCGGACCUCCCGCCGCCGACGAUCAAAACAUCGACCACGAGGCACCAGCCCCAGCUGAAACGCCGCUUCCUCGUCUCCUCGCGUAAACCCUCGAUCGGGACAGCACGCGCCGCCGGAAGACUAACGCAGGAUGGCGGAAGCCCAUUCGGCCGUAGCAUUCAGCUUCUCGAUAACACACGAAGGAUGGGACGUAAACUUCGAUCGAGAGGUGCUCCAUUUGGUCUGGCUUUCUGGUAUACGGUCGUGGAAGAAGAGAUUAUUCCGAUUUCAGAACAAUCUUAAAAGUGGAGUUUAUCCGGCUUCUUUGGAGAGCCUAUGGGUCACUGUGAUUUUAGUAACGGCGAUACACUUUGCUGGUUACAAGGUUCCGUAUGACCUCGUCGGGAAAGUUUCACCGUAUCUUUCUGGAUCGUCGAUACUCGCGCACCUAGCAGGUUCCUUCGUGGUCGGACUGUUUUUAUGGUUGGCGGUCAUAUACGCGAUUCGGUAUACGCUGAAGCUGUUACUCAUGUACAAAGGAUGGAUGUAUGAAGCAAGAGGCAAAGGUCGCAGGCCAUCGAAGUUCACCCAAGUCUGGCUCUUGCUGGUGAAACUGUUCUCAGGUUGGCAUAAGCCCAUGCUGUACAGCUUCCAAGGAUCACUGCCACGAUUGCCGCUACCGACAGUACCUGAUACUAUGAAACGGUAUCUGAGGAGCGUACGGCCGUUGCUCGACGACGAGAAUUACGCUCGCAUGGAAAGGCUGGCCAACGAGUUCCAGAACGGCAUCGGAGUCAAGCUGCAGCGUUACCUGGUUCUUAAAUCUUGGUGGACCACCAACUAUGUAUCCGAUUGGUGGGAGGAGUACGUUUAUUUGCGCGGAAGAUCGCCUCUAAUGGUCAACUCGAAUUUCUAUGGAAUCGACGCCAUCCUUUCGCAUCCAACGAACGUGCAAGCCGCGCGAGCCGCAGCCGUAAUAUAUUCCUGCUUACAAUAUAGACGUCUUAUCGAACGCCAGGAAUUGGAACCGAUUCUAGUACAAGGAAUAGUACCAUUGUGUUCUUGGCAAUAUGAAAGAGUGUUCAAUACUACACGAAUUCCAGGAAUUGAAGUUGACAAAAUCGUGCAUUAUCAAGAUGCUAAACAUGUUGUAGUGUAUCAUAAGGGCAGAUAUUUCAAAGUUUUAAUUUAUUACCGUAACAGAAUUCUUCAAGCCUGUGAGAUAGAACUUCAGAUUCAACAAAUUUUGGAUGACGAUUCAACACCAUCGGAGGGAGAGGAGAAAUUGGCUGCUUUAACAGCUGGCGAGAGAACUGCCUGGGCGCAAGCCAGGAAAGACUUCUUCACGAAAGGUGUAAAUAAGGCUUCUUUGGAUAUUAUUGAAAAGGCCGCAUUUGUGGUCGCAUUGGACGAUGUACCUUAUGAAUAUGAUCCAAAACACCCAGAAAAAUUAGAUCGUUAUGGUAGGAUCCUGUUACAUGGAAAAGGAUACGAUCGAUGGUUCGAUAAAUCUUUUACGCUAUGUAUUGGAAACAAUGGCAGAAUUGGCUUCAACGCAGAGCAUUCUUGGGCAGAUGCUGCAAUCAUGUCACACUUAUGGGAGUACAUAGUAUGUUCGGAGUUCCUGGACCGACAAUAUAAAGACGGACAUAAUGCAGGUACUCCGGAAUUUACACCUCCGGCUCCAACUCGAUUACAGUGGGAUUUAAGUGGCAAAUGUAUUGAAGCUAUUGAACAAUCUUAUCAGGUAGCGCAUAGUAUAUUGAACGAUGUUGAAUUACGUAUUUACGUGCACGAUACGUAUGGCAAAGGUUUGAUGAAGGCUCAUUCCAUAUCACCAGACGCUUAUAUACAAAUGGCGUUACAAUUGGCGUAUUACCGCGAUGCUGGCAAAUUUAAUUUAACUUAUGAAGCUUCCAUGACGAGAUUGUUCCGAGAAGGUAGAACAGAAACGGUCAGACCGUGCACCAUUGAAUCUUCUAAAUGGGUGAAAGCAAUGGAAGAUAAAACAACAACGGUAACAGAAAAAAUCAAAUUGUUAAUGGAUGGAGUAGCGAGACAUCAAAAAGGUUAUCAAGAUGCUAUGUGUGGUAAAGGAAUAGAUAGGCACCUGUUCUGUUUGUAUGUAGUAUCGAAGUACUUAGAAGUAGAUUCACCAUUUUUGAAGGAAGUUCUAAGCGAGCCAUGGAGAUUAUCAACAUCGCAAACUCCACACGGCCAAACUUCGAAAUUGGAUUUGAAGAAGUAUCCUAAUUGCAUUUCAGCUGGUGGUGGAUUUGGUCCUGUGGCCGAUGAUGGCUAUGGCGUUUCUUAUAUAAUUGCGGGAGAAAAUCUUUUAUUUUUCCAUGUUUCUAGUAAACGAUCUUCGUCAAAAACGGAUGCCGCCAGAUUUGCAAAACAAAUUGAAAAAGCUCUUGGCGAUAUGAAAGACUUGCUAGAACAGAAAAAGAAAAUACAUCAGAACGGAUCUGCGUAAUUUAUUCAUUCACCUGUAGCGGCGUGCAAAAGUAAUUAUAAACUGCGCAAUGAAGCGGGAUUUAUAACUCCAGAUAACUUUUCUUGGCUUAUGGAAGGAUUUAACAAUGUAAACAUAAUUUAAUGCUUAAUAUAAUUUUCUUAAGGCAGUUUUUUCAUAGGCAAUUAUUUUAGUAAAGGUUAUAGGAAAGAAUAAUGGGCCCAAAAUUUAAGAUACGUUAUAGGCAUUGCACAUAUAGUAGAUUUUUAUAGAAUCAUUUCACGUUUGUCACAUAUAUACAAUAUAUAUAUAUAUAUAUAUAUAUAUAUAUAUAUAUAUAUAUAUAUAUAUAUAUAAUAUAUUUAUAUAUAUAUAUCAUUAUCAUAAAUAUCAUCUUUAUUAUUAAAUAAUCGUUUAUAAACUGACAAUUUAUGCGUGAUUUAUAACAAUAUUGCACAGCAGAAGUGUGCAUAAAAGUACAAGUACCAAAUCUCCAUUGCUUGCUGUACAAUACUGCAAAUAAAAAAAUAUUUGACAUUAAUAUAUGACUGCAGGAACAUAAAAAAUGAUUGUAAAUUUCAUUACUUAUUAAAAUUGUUGAAAUUCUUUACACAUGUGAUAUAAAGAAAUAUGUUAUCAAAGUUAAAGUUUUUAGAUAUUGAUAACCGAAUUUCGAAAGAUUUACUAUGAGUACAUAUUAUUACAUUGCAUAUCUACUGCAAGAAAUGGUUUUAUAAUUUCAUUAUGCGUAUAUAUAUAUAUAUAUAUAUAUAUAUAUAUAUAUAUAUAUAUAUAAAUAUGUACUAUAUCCUAUCAUAAUUUAACAUCAAGGAGUCAUUUGUAUGCAAUGCAAUUUAAGCAUAUGAGAAAUUAUAUUUUCUCCAUGAAUAUGCACAAGUGGUAGACAAGUAUUGCCUAUAUCUUAAUAUGAAGAGACAUCUCAAUCUAUAUCAGUCUCAUCAAUUUAAUACCCGAUGAGAUAGGGAUGUAAAACUACGAAUAUGUGAUUACUCUUUCUUUUUUAAGCAAACGUUUAAGCGAUGCCAUAUAUUAAUAUGUGCAACUUAUCAAUGCAAAAUAUUUUAACUAUAAGUAAUGACUAACUGUAAGCGAUUUUAUAACUUAGAACGGAAGCGAUUACAUUCUCCUAUCACAUAUUUGUUAAAGGUAUAUUUAAAGAUAUUGGUGCUUUUUUUAAGCCUUGUUAUUAUAUUUGGUGGUGUUAUAAUUAAACAUUAUUGAGAUAUUUAAGCGCAAGAAAGAUAUGAAAUGCAAGAUGAUAAGAUAGGAAUAUACAUAACAUUUUUGUACACUUAAUUUCAUCUUUGUACAUUGAAUGAAAAUUCUGAUAAUGAUUGUAAACAUUAGAUGUGAAAUUGUACAAUAGAAUUUCGUCUGUUAGCUCUGUAAAGCAACUCUGACACCAUUGUACAUAGAAUUUCUAUGAAAAUUACAACUACAUUGCGGAAGGUAGACUGAAAGAUCUAAAAUAUGCUUACCAAUCAAGAACAAAAUAUGUAAAAUAUUUAAAUAUUGGCAGGAAAAGAAACACUAUCAGAUAUUUGCAAAGCAUUCGAAAUAUUUUUGUACAAUAUUGACAAUUGAUCAAUAAUUCAUUUUAUACCGUUUAUUGGAAUAUUUAUAUAGAAUUCUUUUUUAUUCCAUACAAAAAUAUGUAAUAUUUGAUCAUAACAUGAAUGUACUGUAAUAUAGAAUAAAUAAAAACAACUACGGUCGUUUA